[Candida] anglica is the source of this 3594-nucleotide messenger RNA. The record is from the annotation of a GenBank genome assembly. Lineage: Eukaryota; Fungi; Ascomycota; Pichiomycetes; Serinales; Debaryomycetaceae.
CUCCUAUACAGCCACUAAACUGUGACUGGACACCCCCAGGCUACCCCCGGACUCUUCCUUUUCCACCGCACAGUACACGGCAGGACCUCCCCCGUGCGCAGACAGAGCCCAGCCCAGCCCCAGCAGUACAGUAGCCCAAGCACUACCAGCAAGUGGCAGAGCUAUCAGCAAGUGGCAGGAUUAGCAGCAGCCAAUCUUUCGGAGCUCACCCUCCUUCCCAACCACUCCCCCCGCCCACUGCGUUACGAGAACACCCUCUGCCAUGACGAGGUUUUGGCUUCGGUGGUGGUGGGCGUGCGUGGCGCUCGUGGUGCUCCUACCAGCAGCCCAGGCGGCUCUCAUGGAGUCUAUUCCAUGUGGAUACAUCCCCGAGCGGAACUUGCGACUCGCAAAGUUCAUCCUCGACGUGUCGGUGGACGAGUCCAACAAGUCGCUCAACUUCUAUGUGACAUCCAAGGUACUCAACCCUGAGGACCCGACGAGCCGUGAUAUUGUGAUUAACGACGUCAACAUGACCACAAACAUGUUCACCACCUUGCACGUACAGAUAUUGUUUGUUGGCCGGACCAUUAUUGAGGAGAACUUGAGAUUUUGUGACCUUGUUUCGGUGAAGAACACCACCGAUUUGUACUCCAGUCCGCGCUUCAGUAACUCUACUGAUGCUUCUGGAGGAGAAAAUUCUAUCCCGGGCAUGGGGCCUCAUCGGGUCAAUGAGACUCAGAUAAAUAAUAGGCGACAAGACAACGAGGACGAGUAUGCGAGCGAGAGCGACAAUGUAUUCCAUUUGGGUCUGCUUCUGGAUAUCCAAUCGAGAGAGGAUAGACAGAUACUCCCGGAUCAGGAACGUCUGGAUAAAGAGCUUCUGGUCCAGGAUAUCCUGGCCCAAUAUCUCCUGACUCAUCUUUCUCCAAGGGAUGACUUGACAAACUCAAUCUUCAACGCCUCCAACAACGAAGUCCAUUGUCCCUUGUACGUCAAUGAUACCAUUGUCUUCUACUACAAGGCCGACAUCUCCGACACUUUUGUCAAGCUCGGCUCCUAUACCGCCACGUUUUCGCUUGUAUCCAACGACCAACCUUCUCAGCUCAUGUCUUGUAACAAGGCGUACGUGACCCAGAUCCAGAACGGUCGAACGCGUAAAGCCAUUCUCUACUCGGUCGUGGUCCUAGCCAUUGUCACAGCCCUUGUCAACUUCUUCACCGUGACAUACUCGUCCGACCAAGAAUCAUCGAACCCGCUCCUUUUCACCGCUUCCACCAUGUGUAAUGAGGCCUUACUCAAACAGUUGGACGCCACCGUGUACAGACUCAUCCCAUACAUCCAAUUCAUCACCUUCACCGGCGCGCUAGACCUCCAAUACCCGGGGUUCUACCAGCCCUUGGUGACGAAAGUAAGAUGGAGUUGUCUCAUGGGAGUACGCUUCUUUGGCCGUCGCGAAGAAUCAUACACUGGGUUCCAGGAGUCCCACUUGUACGGGAACUUCCAUGGCAGUGGACUCUCGGCACUCUCGGCGUAUGCCAACGACUCAGUUCCCAUAUGGCCCAACUUUAUGGUAGUGUUAGCCAUUUGGUGUGGCUUGCUGAUCUUGUCCUUGCAAAUCCUUAUGGUUUGUAAAAGACCAGCCGAGAUGCUCUACUCCAAGAUCUUGCACAGGAACAAGUCGAAGCAGCGCCACACCGCCGGCCCACCAAAACACGAUUUUAUCACAUGGACAAGCAUGUUCUACGUGACCGUGGGUGACUCCAUUCACAGCUUUGUUAUGCUUUUUCUGUUGCCCUUUCUAACCAUCACAUUCAACUUGUUCGCUAAUGCAUCGCAUUUGACCCGUCAAAGAUUAACCAACAGUAGAAUCGUGGCAAUGGCCACCGAAAUCUUCAAGCAGGGCAUUUCAUACGAUUCAUUGGCCGGCUCGGCGUGCUUCCCCACGCCUGGUGGUAAGAACACAACCAACAGCUUGUUCGCUGACGAAUCUGCUGUGGGAAACUCCUCCACCACCCUGAGCAACUACUACGACAAGGAACCCGCCACCAAAUUCUACGAGGACUCUUCUGUAGAGUACCUUGUACCAGCAGGGAUCAUUCUUGCUCUCUGGGUGGCAAUUGUCGGGUUUUUCAUCUUUUACUUUUUGAUUCGAAUCAAGAACUUUAGACCCGUCAAGAACCCAAGAGUCACCCGCUUGUACACAUCCAUGAAAACCAUCCAUUUCUGGGGGUUGAUUUACAACCAUCUCGACCCGGCAAAGCUCUCAUAUGUCGGAGUGUCAUGGGCCACCGUGGUGGCGCGACUGGUGGUGAUUGGAGUUAUUCAAUUCCAAGGCUGUGUGCAAGUCAUAUGCCUUGUAGCCAUUGAAAUAUUUGACUUUGCAUAUCUAUUGGUAGCACGGCCAUACUACGUCAAGAUGACUUGGUGGUCAUCUCGAUGGUUCUUACCAUUCGCUCGAUGUCUUGUCACCAUUCUUUUGAUCCCAUUUCUACGCGAAUUGGAUGUCAGUGAGGCCAAGAGAACUUACGUGGCGUAUUCCCAGUUUGUGAUCCAUGUGGUGGUUGCCGCGGUGUUCUUGGGCCAAUUGGCGUAUUGUUUCAUCACCACAGUGAUGUCCAUUGCCGAGGCCAGAAGGAAGAAUGUUCAAGAUGGUCAUGACUAUAAUUCGUUGGCUUCAAGAGACUCAAAAGUGUCGAGUCAACAAUUAUUUUAUGCUACGGAUGAGUUUGAAUAUCAUCCGAUACGACAUAUGAAGACACCUGUACUGGACCGUAGUAGGGACGAAGAAGAAGAUGACGACGGUGAUAGCAACAUUGACGAUGAAAAGGAUUUAUAUUUCCGUGGAGGUGUAAGACCAACUGUUCCGAGAGUGACGGGUGACUUGUUUUCCGAUGAAGAGUUCCCCGCAGAUGUGUCAGCCCUAGGGAUGAUGCUGCUUGACGAUUCAUUUGAUUUCGGUGCCCCUGAGCGUGCGUGCUGUAGGUCGCCCACCAAAUGUAGUUUGGCUCAACAGGACGAACUCCUCUUGAGACUACCCUCACUGGAGUCAUUCCAUGAACAACAACAACGUUCCAACAUGCGGAGAAGACUCAAUGAUUACACUUUCCGUGAGGGAGACUUGAUCUACAAGAAGUACGCCGAGGACCAAAUCGAUCCGGAAAUCAAGGCGUUGUGGGAUGCUCGUACUGGUAACGAGCAUAAGACAAACCCCAUGGCCCAGGCCAUGGGUGGUGGAGGAUCAAGCUCCUCAGGCGCCACCACGGUUGUUGACGCACAUCCACAACACAUAGUCCGACCAUCGCCAGCAGAAAAUCGUAAACCUUCAAUGUAUGAAGCUACAUGGAACAAGAUCCAGGGGUUGUUUGGGCUCCAUAAUACCAAUCGGAGCAACCAGAUCACCCCUUCUGGAACAGGGUUUGUUGUGUCAAGACCACGACAAAUAGUGGUGAAACAACUCGUCACACCACCUCUGGCGGAAGACAGCUCUCUAGACGAGCGCUUGGAUAGCGGUACGGUCGUCUCCACUCCCGACAAGGAGAAAAAUGAUGGGUAUAUGAGGUAAUUUAGUUUAAUAGAGAAUAUUUAUAUAUAACAUGUAUGUAAGCUAUAUCU